Penicillium pulvis is the source of this 861-nucleotide messenger RNA. Its product is annotated as TFIIIC subunit 6 family protein. Lineage: Eukaryota; Fungi; Ascomycota; Eurotiomycetes; Eurotiales; Aspergillaceae. The transcript has 2 exons. The record is from RefSeq and is a predicted model, not a curated record. The coding region runs from base 1 to 861 and encodes 286 amino acids.
AUGGAUUCUUCAAUGGAGAUGGACUCAGAUGAAUAUGAAUACGAGUAUCAUGAUACAGAGACAGAGAGCUUUUAUCUAAAUCUAGAUCUUACCUCUGCCAACGGCCCAAUCCGCCCUCCUCGAAGAAGGAAUGACGAUUCACACGACAUAUCUGUUGUAGAUCAUGAACCUUAUGAUGGCCCUAAUGACCCCCCCGAGGGUGAUGCCUUUGGACCUCUCGACAGUACCGAAGCAGCCACGUUGCCCGGCGAGCGAAUCCAGCUCCUUGGCCUCCACACGUGCAACCCAAUCGUCUCCUACCAGAACCAAAUCUUCAGCUGCUCAUGGGCCGACCAGAUUGGUACAGAGCUAGUAUUUACCCACCCAGAUGCAGUGCCGGACACGGACUACCCGCCCCUGUGUCAGGGUCCUAGCUUUGAGCUGCUCGCCGCCAAUAGUGUCAAGAUCCUGGGUCGCAAAGCGAACAUCAUCUCUAGCUCCGGCCCCAGAUUGGUCCCUGAUAAUGUCCAUACCCCCAACUCUAUUCCAACCGACACGGACCCAUCCAGCACGUUGCCUGCAGACCCUGUGGGCAUGACCCUUCGCCCUGACACCUCGACGCAUCAGUCCAACUUCAUCCAACGGCUACAGAAUAUGAAAACCGCACAGGGUGAGUCGGAUACUGUGCGCACGACCAUGAGUACCCGGCGCAACGUGAACUUUUCCGACCGUUUGAACGCGUGGGCUAGGACCGAAGCCCAAGUGGCGGAGAUCGCCAGCUUGAAUCAACGCGCUGCAGACGGAGACGAGGAGGCACUGGAUAUCCUGGAGAUGAUGAUCCGCGACCUAGAUGGUGUCAAUGACACUCAAGAUGCCUUGUGA